AUGUCCAGUGCAAGACCUGUUGAGAGACAGAAGGACAACGAUGCACUGAUGAAUUCCAAGGACUAUCAGUACAUCAUGGCAACAUCUGAAUCUGACAUGGGUUCCUCCACAUCGUCGUCCACAAAUAGUCCUCGGAGACCUAAAGCCCCUGCCAAGAAGCCAGUCCGGGUAGAUAACUCUAUCAAAUCAAAGGACUACCGCUAUAUUAUGGACACGUCAGCGUCAGACGUGUCGUCAUCUUCAUCUGGCAGGAGUCGUCGUGAAUCUGUUGGCGCAUAUGCUUCACCCUCAAGGAGCUGUCGAAACACUCCUCGUGGAUCUGUUGGCUCGUCUGCUUCGCUGUCUAGGAGCUGUCGAAGCAGUCCUCGUGAAUCUCCAACUGGUUCCGACAAUGCUAGCACAGAGCCUCCAAAGAAGCAGCUUCCAGGAAAUUUGAAGAAGCCAGAUGGCCGUAGCUCCGCUUCACCCAAGUCAGCUUCUGACACGUCAUCUCUAUCCCUAUAUCCAAGGUCUCUCACCGCCUCCAACCAUUCUGUGUGGUCCUCUGAGAUCCUGAGCAGCGUCUCUUCUGACUCGGAGAGUGUAUUCGAUCCCUUCGUGGAGGACCACCUUCAGCCCAGACCUUCCCCCAGGGAGCCAUCUGUAGAUGCCCAAUUCCCGGUGGCUGAGACAAUCUCCGAGAUCUCCCUUGCCAAUAAUAGUGAAGAGUCGUGGUUCACAGGAUCCAGGGAGUCCAACAGUUUCCACCAGGAAGAACUUCAUCACCGCAAAUUGUUGCUGGAUCAGGCCUGGGUGACAGGUGACAGGAAGCAGUCCAUGUCUGACUGGGUGUCCUCUGUCCACGUCUGGGAUGAUGAUGUUGCAAGCAACUUGGGAGUCGAAUCUUUCUUGACCAGACUCAAGACCCGGUUCCAGGGCACGUGGUGGCGCCUGACAAGAGGAAGGGAGACUCGGGUGCAGAUUAUCAAGAAAUCCUGCUCUGGAUCUGAAGUCGGCACCAGCGGUGGGGACGAGGACAAGACACCACGCAGGGAGAAGCUGCAGAAGAGAGUGCAGAGAUUCAUCUCCAGGGUGUUCAUUUGUGGAGGACUAUCACAGGCCUAGACACCAUUGGGGUCAGACCCAGACACAGUGCAUGUGUCUCUUUCAGGCCCAGACACAGUGCAUGUGUCUCUGUCAGGUUCAGACACAGUGCAUGUGUCUCUGUCAGGCCAAGACACAGCGGAGGUGUCUCUGUCAGGCCCAG
Molecule: messenger RNA, 1246 nt
Organism: Haliotis rubra (blacklip abalone)
Lineage: Eukaryota; Metazoa; Mollusca; Gastropoda; Lepetellida; Haliotidae
Exons: 4
Coding region: 1-1104 (367 amino acids)
Source: RefSeq, a predicted model, not a curated record